Molecule: messenger RNA, 1734 nt
Organism: Closterium sp. Naga37s-1
Lineage: Eukaryota; Viridiplantae; Streptophyta; Zygnematophyceae; Desmidiales; Closteriaceae
Source: the annotation of a GenBank genome assembly
AUGCGUCUCCUCCUGCUCGUCGCCGCAUUCCACCCUCGUCUGCUCCUCUCCACCGCUCGUCCCCUCGCUCACCAAUGGCAGCGCGGGUUCGCGGCGAAGGACAUCCGGUUCGGCGUGGAGGCGCGGGCCGCCAUGCUGCAAGGCGUGGAGCAACUCGCCGACGCCGUGCGGGUCACCAUGGGACCCAAGGGGCGGCAAGUGGUGAUCGAGCAGCCAUACGGGUCUCCCAAGAUCACCAAAGACGGGGUGACGGUGGCGAGGAGCAUCGAGUUCAAGGACAAGCUCAAGAACCUCGGCGCCAGCCUCGUCAAGCAGGUCGCCUCCACCACCAACGACACCGCUGGCGACGGCACCACGUGCGCCACCGUGCUCACGCGCUCGAUUCUCCUGGAAGGGUGCAAGUCCGUCGCCGCGGGCAUGAACGCCAUGGAUUUGAGGAGAGGGAUCUCGCUGGCAGUGGAGCGGGUGAUUGAGCUGCUCAAGGAGCGCUCCAGACGCAUCAGCACUUCCGAGGAGAUCGCCCAGGUUGGCACCAUCUCGGCGAAUGGCGAGAGGGAGAUUGGGGAUUUGAUUGCGCGGGCCAUGGAGAAGGUCGGCAAGGAGGGCGUUAUCACUGUCGCGGACGGCAAGACGCUCUAUAACGAGUUGGAGGUGGUGGAGGGAAUGAAGUUCGACCGCGGCUACAUCUCGCCCUACUUCAUCACCAACCCCAAGACGCAGAAAUGCGAGCUGGAGAACCCCUUGGUGCUGGUGCACGAGAAGAAGAUCGCUGGGCUCAGCUCCAUCCUGCCCGUCCUUGAAAUCGCCCUCAAGUACCAGCGCCCGCUGCUGAUCAUUGCAGAGGACGUGGAGAGCGAGGCACUGGCGACAUUGGUGGUGAACAAGCUGCGGGCGGGGCUCAAGGUGUGUGCAGUGAAGGCGCCCGGGUUCGGCGAGAACAGGAAGAACAACAUGAUUGACAUCGCCACGCUCACCGCCUCCCAGUUGAUCAGUGAGGACUUGGGGUAUUCAUUGGAGAAGGUGGAUGUGUCUCACCUGGGCUCUGCCAAGAAGGUGACGAUAUCGAAGGACGACAGCAUCGUUUUGGAUGGAGCUGGCGACAAGAAGGCCCUGGAGGAGCGGUGUGAGCAGAUCCGUGAGGCAGUGGCCAACGCCACAUCGGAUUAUGACAAGGAGAAGCUCCAGGAGCGCCUGGCGAAGCUCUCUGGCGGUGUGGCUGUCCUCAAGAUCGGCGGAGCCAGCGAGGUGGAGGUGGGGGAGAAGAAGGACCGGGUGACGGACGCACUGAACGCCACCAAGGCCGCCGUGGAGGAGGGCAUCGUGCCGGGUGGCGGUGUGGCUCUGCUCUAUGCGUCCAGGGAUCUCGAUACCCUCACUGCUGAGAACUUCGACCAGAAAGUGGGCAUUCAGAUCAUCAGGGACGCGCUUAGGACGCCAGCGCUGACCAUCGCGAACAAUGCGGGCGUGGAGGGCGCAGUGAUCGUGGGCAAGCUGUUGGAGCAGAGCAACCUUGACUGGGGCUACGACGCUGCCAAGGGCGAGUACGUGGACAUGGUGAAGGCCGGAAUCAUCGAUCCCCUCAAGGUAAUCCGCACGGCGCUCGUGGACGCUGCAUCUGUGGCUUCUCUCAUGACCACCACCGAGGCUGUUGUCGUUGACCUUCCGGAAGAUCCCAAGCCCAGCCCCAUGGGCGGCAUGGGCGGCAUGGGUGGCAUGGGCGGCAUGGACUACUAG